Procambarus clarkii (red swamp crayfish) is the source of this 9904-nucleotide messenger RNA. Its product is annotated as ankyrin repeat and BTB/POZ domain-containing protein 2. The record is from RefSeq and is a predicted model, not a curated record. NCBI's taxonomy places the organism in Eukaryota, Metazoa, Arthropoda, Malacostraca, Decapoda, Cambaridae. Gene Ontology annotation, molecular function: protein heterodimerization activity.
CAUUCCUAAAUGGGAGAAUUCCCAUUUAGGAAUGGGAAUACCUCCCAUUCCCCAUUCCUAAAUUUUCGGCCAGUCCUCCGGGAGAGGAAGACUGGCCUCUGGAAGACUGGAAUUUAGGAAUGAGAAGCUUGCGUUUUUUUUCGAUUACUUCUUGCAUAUAUUCCCCGGCGGCUUUUACGACAUACACAGUAUAUGCUUAAAUAAUAAACCAGGUGGCCCAUUUUCUUUUACUAGUGUCAUCCCACGGCACAAAUAUCAGACAUUUUUGAGUUUGCAAGAACUUUAUUGCCACCUGGAUGUGGAACCCACUACCAUCCUUAUCACUUUUAUAGGCUCAUUUCGGAGACAUACAUGAAGACUGAUCCAUCACGGCACACAACGCAUCUGGCAUGGAGAUUUUAAUUAGUGUGCGCUCAAUGCAGGGGCCAGGCUCAACAUCAUGACGUCACGGCCGCGUUUUCUGUUCAAAUCAAAAUCAAAUCAAAUGUUUAUUCAGGUAAAGUACGUACAUACAAGGUGAGAUACAAACAUUGAUGGAUUUAUAGAGCUAGUACAUACAAUGCCUAAAGCCACUAUUACGCAAAACGUUUCGGGCUGGUUAACUCUUCAGUACUAAUAUAUUUAUCAUUAUUUAACGUAUGGUGCCGUGUACGUGUUUUGAUGAUAGUACAAAAAGAAUAUAGUGGUUUCUUUUAUUUAUUUAGUAUAGUCUUGGUUACAGCAGUCGGUUUGUUGGCACUGGACUGAAGUGUCACAGUAGUUAAGACGAAGCCUGAAGCAGUGCAGAGACCAUAGUGAUGCCUGGGAUAGAGAGCUCGGAUGCUGGGUGAGUUUGUAGAGAGAGAGCACGGUGCUCUGAAUGUGGGCGAAGUCGAAAAGCUCAAAUGCGGGACGAGAGCGAGGAGGCUGGAUGCGGCCUGAAUCUGGCCUCUGCUCUGUGUCGAGGCUGAAGCGUCUUGUGAGGGACCAGGAGAUGUUCACCGCCUCAGCGCAGACAGUGGUGUGAUGCUCCGUGCGCAGCAGCAGCAACAAUCCCCGCAGAGCAGCAGCAGUAGCAGCAGCAGCAGAGAAGUGGCGCCCUACACACAGCAGCAGUCAUCACAGAGCAGCACCAGCAGCAGCAGAGACCUCACGCCCUACUCUCAACAGCAGCUGGGCAAGACUCCAGUGCGGGACCUGGGCGGUGGGUCGGCCCCAGCUCUCAAGACGCAGCCCACACGCGAUCAGCCCCAGGGCCGUGGGCGUGAGGGGAGGGCUGGGUCUCGAGAGCGUUUGGUGGGGCAACCCUUGAGCCUGGCCCACAGGGACUACUCACGCCAUGACUACUAUCAUCACAAGCUUCAGGACUACCCCAGCAAGCUUCAGGACUACCCAAGCAAGCUACAAGACUACUCAAAAUCUCAGGACUAUCCUAGUAAACCACAGGACUACCCAACCAAACCACAAGAUUACUCUAGUAAGAAUGGUGGCAACACACCAGUCUACAAGGCUCAAAGUCGGGAGGUAGUACCAGCCCAGCGACUGCAGUCCCCAGGGGUUACCCUUGGUAUGCUUGGGUCUUCUGGGGGAGGCGGCGCGCUCAGAGAGCGUGUGGCCUCCCCUCACAGGGUGACAUCUCCGCCUGUGAAACUUCAGGAACCACUGAGAAUGGCCAGUCCACCUGUCAAGAUGACUGACUCCCGCCCACAGCAUGACUAUGGUAAAACUGAUCUGGCCAAAUUGGAGGGCUCACCUGUUGGUGCCCCUAGAUUGAGCCCAGCGGGGUUAAGCAGUCACUUUGUGCAACAGUACCCUGAACGUGACACACCCGCUGCCUCACAAGGUAACACCACUAGUACGAAUGCCGUAUGGGAGGGCAGCUACCCAAUGACACCAGAGAAAUACAUAGUCUCUGGCCCACCAACCUCUACUUACUCACCACUGCCGGCACUGCAUAUGCAGUCUUCUCCUUCCCAUGGUCAGCGUCUGUCACAUGACCCCCCAGAGAAGGUUAUCGAUGCCCUCGAUCUAAAGAAAGAUAUCAGUUUUUCAUCCACCAACAACAAUAAUAGUUCUUGCGCAGAUGACACCCUGGAUGACAAGUACCGAGAUUAUCCAGCCGAGAAAGACGAAGGUGACCCCGAAGUCUUGGUCGAUGGCUGUGACCUCAAGAAGCUAUCAGAAGUCACUAGUAAGAUGGCACUCACUGUCUUGCCUGAUGAUGUUGAUACCUAUAAUGAACUGAACAAGCAUCACCUAAAUGGUCAUCUAAGUGUUCAUCUGGGCCACCUAGUACGCCCUGCAGGCCAAUUAACCCCUGAGAGCACUGACUGUGGCUCGCUCAGCAAGAGUUCCUCGGAUGGUGACCACAUGAUGAACCGCAAGCGACCGCCCACCAAAUUGAAGUCUAAGAGAAGAAACAUUCUUUCGUUUCCACACCACCUGUCUGUCGAUGAGCUGCGAGUCAUACAGCGUCGGCAGGACUCUUAUGGGGGAGGAUCCUCGUCAGAUGAGAACAGAUCCUCUGGGCAUGCCUCGAUGUCAGAUGGCCACACUUCCUCUUCCCCACCCAUCGAUUCACUGCCCCGACACGACCACCUAAGAUCCAACUUGAAGGUUGUGCCCGAGGAUGAGCGACUCUCUGCUGCUGUCACCUCAGUUGGGGCUGGCUAUAAAGGGGCAGGGUCGGGCAGAAGAGGUCAACAGUGGCCACGACACAGAUCUACUCCCUCCAAGGAUGACCUCUCGCUAACUCUCGAGAGUGCUAGUGGUCUCGAGGAUAUCAAACAAGCCAUUGAACAGCUGACCAUGCGCUCCCAGGGGUCAAGAACUAGUUACUCGACCUCAACCUACUCCUCAAUGUCAGGGUCUGAAGGCGAGCCAGUUAGGAGAUUGAUGCGUCAUUCCUCCCUAGAGACCAUUAAUACCAAUGUAACAGCGGCUGAUGAGUUUGUCUGGGUUGACUCUCAUAACAGACUGGUAGAGCUGCAGCAGUUGCCCUGGAGCAAUCAUGAUGUUCUAAGAGUAGUACAACAGGGUCGAGUGAGAGAGCAGCUGGACAGGGUGUCCAUGGAGGCAGUACCAAGAUUGUCAUACCUCCUGCAGAGAGCGUUGGUAAGAGUGGCCCGAGAGGCUCAGAGGCUCACCAGGCCCCUGGCAAUGUGUAGUAAGCAGGAGGUGUCCUCUGCUCUCAAGAUCGUACUAUCUCCAGCUCUGGCAGAUUCUUGUAUUAAGGCUUGUCUGAGAGCAGCUGCCAUGUAUACAGUGUGUGGAGACCAGCUGCGGCAGUCCAAGAGUGCCCGGGCAGGACUCAACCUCUCCGUAGGACGCUUCAUGAGGUGGAUGUGUGAUGUGCGCAUUGGCAAGUUCAUUCAUGAGUAUGCUGCUGUGUACCUGACUGCAGGGAUGGAGAAUUUGUUGGAAGAGAUGGUACUGCAAUGCCUCCCAGCAGAAGAAGACCAUAUGCUUACUGCUAGUGUCCUUGAGCAUGCUAUUGCCAACAAUGGAGACCUGUGGGGUCUGUUGCAGCCAUAUGCUCAUCUCAAUGCUGGCAGAACGGCUACUGGUGCACUCUGUCUGCCACGAUGGGCGAGUACAGGCAGCAUCGAAGCUACUUCAGUCAGCAGCUCGUCCACUGGAGCCAGUAGAGGAAGUGGAGGUGGUGCUGGAUCAGGUGGCGCAGCAGGAGGCACUGGAGCUUCAGCUACUGCCUCAGGAGGAAAUGAGGGUAUAGGGAGUGGAGGUUCAGGAAGCAACAGUAGUGGUGCCCAGGCCUCUCGGUGCUCGUCGAGUGUAACGCUCACUCCAGAGGAGCACUCCAGGAGUAGCAAGACUUUGGAGCAGUCACUACUAACUACUUGCGUGGGUUCCUUGGCUGAACUGAGUGAACUACUGAGCCGCGUUGCCCCACACCACCAUCGUGCUGCUAACAGCAACUCGCCAACACGAGCUCAGGUAACUUGGGGGCCGUCGGCUCUGCACGCUCUCUUCUACUUUAUGCGGUGUAGUCAGCUGGAGCACGCGGAGCAUGCCUCUCGAGCACCAAUCCAAGAACUCGUGUACGAGCGACCGUAUAUUGUGCUACCGCCCCUCUUGGAGUGGGUAAGAGUUGCCACAGCCCAUACCGAGCACCGUCAUUCCACUGUUGUUGAUAAAGAUGAUGUUAUGCAGGCAGCCAGACUGCUCCUUCCAGGGGUAGAUUGUCCUGUACGAAUGAUUGGUUAUGAGGAGUUAAUGUGUCCUCGACGGCAACUUGACGAGAUGGAGUGUGCCAAAAAAUUCAAGGUUGACCUUGCUUUCAAGAUGCUCUCGUGUGGGAGAACGGACCUGGUACCUCAUGCUCUUCAGCUCCUACCCGCUACAAAAGUUAAUACUGUCAAUGAGUACGGACUGACACCCCUCAUGCUGGCUUGCAUUCGUGGUGACGAGCCAAUGGUAAACAUGUUGCUUGAUGCCGGUGCCGAUGUGGAUGCUGAAACGCCCCCUACUGGUCCCGCUUACCUCAUGGCCAAUCCAGAGACCCAACACUGGACUGCCCUCACCUAUGCUGCCAUACACGGACAUAUAAACAUAGCCAAAACCUUACUUGAGAAAGGUGGUAAUGUGGAGGGUGGAGCAAGACUUGCAGAGGAAAAGUGUACAGAGACUCCUCUGCAGGUUGCUGCUGCGGCUGGUCACACCGACAUGAUGGCUCUUCUCUUGUCUUAUGGUGCCAACCCCUAUCUGUCGACGCUGAUGAAGGACUCGCUGUGCUACUCUGGUGCCGCUCAGCGGGGAUGUUAUGCUGCCAUUGCUGUUGCUGCGGCUCAUGGCCAGAAAUCUAUUUUACAUAAGCUUUUAUCCCAGCCUCAGCAUGCAUCAGCUAGAGAGGUUCUAUCUCUAGAAGAAAUUCUGGCUGAAGGUGCUAAUGGAGGCAAUACGUGUGAUCGAGAUCGACGACCUGGAAGACAGAUGUGCGUUAUUGAUGAUCCUGUGGGACGAGGAAGUGUGGCUUCUUCUGACUCCUCUCAGGUUGUGAAAUUGACAAAGCAACAAAUAAAGACGCUCCAGGAAGCAAUGUACCACUCUGCAGAAUCUGGACAUCUUGAAAUGACUUUGGACUUGCGGAACUUAGGAGUUCCGUGGACCUUGCACUGUUGGAUGCACACACUAGCUACUGCUCAUGAACACCGGCUUGAGUCCAUAAUUGAUCAGUUGCUGCAAGACUUUCUUCAAGUCUGGCCAGAUGAUUACUCCGCCCAGUUUGUGGACGAGUGUUUGCCACUCCUCUUCACUAUCUUUAGAUACAGCAAGAAUGAGGGCACAUCUCUACUACUAGCAGACAUCUUCUCAUCAUGCUAUGGUAAAGAACCAAUUAAAGAAAUUCGUGACACUACCAUAUCAGGCGGAGCUCGAAUUGACCCAAAGUUUGUUAACAAUCCAGAACUCUCUGAUGUCCAAUUUCGAGUUGAAGGUCGUGUGUUUUAUGCUCACAAGAUUAUUUUAGUAAAUGCCUCCUCAAGAUUCAAGCAAAUGUUAAGCUCCAAGUUUUGUGAGGGAAACCCACCGAUUGUUCAAAUACACGAUAUCAGAUACGACAUUUUUGAGCUAGUGAUGCAAUCUCUCUACAAAGGCGGGUGUGAGAACCUGGAGGUGGAGGCCGGAGAUGUACUCGAGUUAAUGGCGGCGGCAAAUUUCUUCCAACUAGAUUCUCUUCUUCGAUACUGCGAGUCUCGCUGCUCAAAACUUGUCCAUCUUGAUAAUGUAGUUUCCAUGUAUAUCCAUGCUAAGGUAUAUAAUGCAGUGCAGCUUCUUGAAUACUGUCAAGGCUUCCUCCUCCAGAAUAUGGUUGCACUUUUGACUUACGACGACUCUGUUCGUCGUCUCAUUUUUGGCAAGAAACUACACAACCAUGAUGUGCUGGCAGGCCUCUUGCUGACUCUGCAAGCACGCAUCAAGGCCCGCUCAUCUCCACGGGCUGGGAAAAAAUGAAAUGAAGCAUGGAAAAUAUCAAUAUUAUAGCAACCUUUACCAAUAAGAGUGUCAUAGUAAAUAAAGUGAAAAAUAAAUUUGUGAAUGAGAACUUAAAAAUAGUCUAAUGAUGGUACAGCUGUACCAAGAUGUCAGAUCCUUGUUUGAAAAAAAGUUAACUGGUGCUGCUCAUCUUAGACCUGAACAAUUACUCAUAUACAGUACAGUGCUCUUUCAAUUAUUAAAGAAAAUUCACAAUGAAAAUGUGUUCAUGUUCAGUGUCACGCAUUUACAGGGAGAUACGUUAAGUCGUCAUGUUACCCCCAGAUAAUGGAAUACUUUCUCUGCUAGCAAAUGAAUGAUUAGCCCAAGUGCAAAUGAAAAAGCUUAGGUAAAUCAUUGAAGCUUCAAUGUGCUGGCUUUGUAAACGAGGGUUAGCCACUACCUGGGCUGCCAGAUAUAAGCUCAAACUCUCCCUUCUGCAGUUCGGUGAAAUGUAAGUACAGUAUUGCCAAUGCUUUCAGCUGAAACCUCACUUAAAUGUUAGAAAUUCAAAUGCUGGCAUAAUCCAGUAUAAGAAUACUGUACAUUCUGGAAAAAUCAUGAAUAAAAAUUAAUACAUUUUAUGCUGCAUGACCAUAUUAAGGUUUGUUCUGCUCUGUCUCCCAGCUUUAAAGUUCAUCUUUACAUUAUUGGCUCUCAAUUUGUUCAUCCUCAAAUGCUGAGUCUGCUGGCCAGAUUUAAGCCCCAAUUGUUUUUGUUAAUUAGUAUAGUGUCCAUUAAAGUUUAUGCAUAAUAACCAUUAUAUCUUGUGCUGACAAUUUUAGAUUGUUAUAUCAAACUCCCAGAGUAUGUUUAUUUUUGUUUAGAACUAAACGAUUAGCUCAACAAGCAUUUGUCACUAAACAAAAUUGAAGAAUGCAAAGGCAGACCACUUCCUCUCUUUAUGCACAUUGUCAAGAGAAGAGCUCAGCGAGCCCCUGAUGUUUUUUUGUUCAUCUUUAUCAUAAAUUUUGCAACUAAAGACAAUUCUAAACCGGUGAUAAAUAUUUUUAGCCAAACUUCAUCUCUAAAUGAUCUUCCUUAGUGAGAAUUGAGGCAAUACAAAAGACAAGUUGAUACAAAUAUUGGUGUUAAAAUUUCACUGACAUAACUUAAGACAGUGUCCACAAAGUUCACAAUUAUGCUGCUGUUGACUUGUGUCCCAUCAUAAAAGUGGGAAAAUGUGGAGAUCGAAAACCCAUUAUAUAUUGAGUAGGAGGGGACAAGUCCAGCAGCUUAGCUCACUGUGUAGUUUACUGUGAUAAUUUAAGGACAGUGGUGAAAAAGGUUGUGUUUAAUCUUAAAUUUAUAAAUGAAGGUGAAAUAAGAAUGCAAAUUUUAAGUGACAUUAGAAGAAUAUGGCCAAAACUCAACCUCAGGAUGCUGGUCAGGAAUCAGCAGUACAUUAUACGAUGCCUGUACUUGAACUUUUUACAGGUGAUCUUUACCAAGAAUUCCUUGGCGUGAUAUCACUAAAUGAUUCAGAACAUUUAUGUGAACUGGUUACCUAGCCAUCAUUUUGGAUUUGUGCCAAAUAUUGUGCCAACUUUAAAAGUAUUUUAAAACAAAGAAACAAGUGUGUGUAAUGAGAACUGUCGACCUCAUCAGUGUCUUGACGGAAAGUUUGAAUGCUCAAUAGAUCUACAGUGGCAGUGUAGUUUGGUGUGUAGACAUUCCAGAUUUGUCAUAUAACCAAAACUGACUUUCUGGUGCUCUUUUAUACAAGUAUGCCUCUCUGGGAAUACUGUACGUUUAUUUAUCUGACAAAACUGAGAAAAGAAUGAAGUAGCAAAUCUUAGUAGUGAAGUAUUGGUGCCAAUGUUGAACUGUAGCAUGCAUUGCAUUGAUAAUUUUUGCAUAUAUUGCAUUGUUUGUUGAUAUAUUAUAAAUUUUAUAUACAUCUAGGCAUACAUGUAUAAAUGAUAUUUAAAUAUCUUCAGGACUAAAAUACAGUACUUUUAAUAUAUUCCAAAUUUCUCAUAAUUUAUCAGAAUGUUAAAAGAAAGUUGGAUAUCUAUUUUUAGAUGUAUAAAACUGCAGUUUUAAAAGUGCCAACACUCGAGAGUAACUUUUAAUUUUACAUCUUUUCUUUUAAAGCCGAGUAGGUAGUGUUUGUUAUAACUAUUUUAAUAUUUUGUGCCAAUUUCAUUUAACAAAAUAAUUACUUUUGCAAUCCCAAACAGAAAAUGUUGUUAACUUUAACCUAUGUAAAUCCCUUCAGUGUUAAUUACUAUGCAGAGUUGAAAUCACAAGAGCUGACUGGUUGAGUUGGCUUGGAUAUCGAGUUGUUACUAAAAGUUAAAAUUACCCAUUACCGUCACAUUUGUUCCAUAAAAAUGUUAUUCACUAACGAGUUGUUAUACCUCACCAAACUCCAGUAACCCUUUAAAUUGUAAAUAGAUUCUGCCAUCACGUGACCCCACCCCCCACUCUUGUACAAUACCACUACCUCAGGUCUACGUGUGUCGUCCUGUGUGUCUGUUAUUUGUCCGUCUUCUGUACAUAGUGUUCACUGCCAGCUAGAAUUCUAAAAGUGCCAAGCAGUUCUUUGCUUCACCGAUGCACUAAAUAUAACAAGUGCUCAAGCAUUCACAUUAUUACCUGCUGUAAAAGGCAAUCUGUACAUACUGUAUUUCACUGAGCAAUAUUACAUUUGUUUACCAGAGUUUAGUACUAAAUCUUUUCAACUUCAUUUAGAAAUCUUUACUUUAAAUAUUCAUCUCUUCGUUCUUUUCGGCCAUUAGCUCGGCAGCAUUGUAGACUAGCAAUCAUAACGUGUGACCAGGCCACAUUUACCCACUACCACCAACAAUGAGCCUUACAUUGUACAUUUAAGUAUUUGCAUCAAAAAUAUAUAUUAUAAUAUGCUGGCAUAGGUUUGGUGCUUCAGUAUAAUUAUAUAUCCUUACAGGAUAGCAAGCAAAGUUAGUUAUUAACAUUUAUUAUCAACCACUACAGUAUUUCAUUUUAGCUCAUGCACUGACAAAUGUGUAUUUUGUUGGCUUGCAUUCCUGGUUUCCAUUAAAGGUGUGUAAUUUUGAGGUGUUUCUUGGAAGGGUUUAACUGUAAAAGGUUAUAUUAAGGUUAAACAUUUCAGUAAAUAGUUAACUACAGUAUAGGUUGUUUUUGUUAAAAUUGAAAUUUUUAAUAUAUACGCUUUUUAAUCCUGCCAAACUUGUAUAAGUUCCUACAUUAGUUUUCCACAGUCUCAACUCAGGUGGUCUAUUAUCCUUUAAUCUACUUUUUUACAUUUGUUUUGAAAUGCAUUCCAACUAUCAUUUUUUAUAUUAUAUUUAUUACAGCAUCAUCAUUUUUUUCUUCAAGGCAAAAUAUUAUGACCAAUACAUUGUAGAUUUGUCCAUAGAGGUCAAAUGUAUUGGUAAUAUUUGUUGCUUAUACAAACUAAGGCCUUUGGUGAUAAAUGUUAAAGAUGGACUCUAGUGGUGCAUAUUUUUCUGAAAGCAGAAGAAAGUGUACAUGUAUACAAGGCCCUUUACAUAAUGUGUCCUACAUAUGACUAGUUUUACAAGACCAGUUCAAAAAAUGAAAAUAACUUAUUGUAAGACUAAUUUUUCUCAAAAGAUGCCCAAACCUUGAGAUAUUGCAGUAGAGUAAAAAAUUGUGAUCUGCAACAAGGCAAAGAUCACUGAUCUCCUGUAGAUCAGUCUAAUGGUUUAUUCUCCCUUGUUAUAAAGUAACAAUUGUACAAAAAUAUUGUAUAAGUGCCUGCCUUUGUACAGCUAUUUCAUCAGUUUAACAGAAGCAGCAAAACUCUCGGUGACCUCUAUUACAAGUGCAAUAACGGCACUGUCCUUAACGAAACUGAUAUUAGGUCUGGAGGUAUACAGGCAAGGACACCCAGUAUUGUAAAGGCUUACGUGCUCUAAGUUAAGUUCUGUUUAUACAUACUGUCCAAUAAAAUAACCAAGAGGCA